Messenger RNA from Trichomonas vaginalis G3, 354 nucleotides. RefSeq lists its product as uncharacterized. The coding region runs from base 1 to 354 and encodes 117 amino acids. Lineage: Eukaryota; Parabasalia; Trichomonadida; Trichomonadidae. The record is from RefSeq and is a predicted model, not a curated record. The transcript has a single exon.
AUGUCCGACGUCCCACCAACCGAGUCCAAUCUCAAUCCAGAAGAACCGAAAGCACCAGCCCCUGCACCUCAGUUCCAGCAAUUCCAAUCUCAAUCCAAAUUACUACCAAUUCCAAUACAAAUCGAAGAGAGACCAAGAGUUCGAAGAAGGUCUGAACCGCUUACGCAAAGAGUAUGCUACAGCUCCAACCCUUGGUUGUUCCAGCAAGCUCCACCCCAACAAUUCCAAUUCCAAUACAAAUCGAAGAGAGACCAAGACUUCGAAGAAGGUCUGAACCGCUUACGCAAAGAGUAUGCCACAGCUCCAAUUGAGAGAAAGUUGUUGCUAAAUUCAGUAAAAAUAAUGUUUAGGUGA